AUGUUGACUUAUUGUAAAUUGAUUGAUUUCAUUAGAAGUAAAAUUAUCGCAUCCAAAUGGAAUGAGGUGAUCGCGCUAGACUACGCGUACCGACGAUGCGAUGCCGACGACAAAUGCUGCGUCUUCUGGGUGCACGCCGACAAUGAAGCGACUUUCACGUCCGAUUAUAAGACGAUCGGGAAGAAGCUCGGGGUUGACGAGCGGCUUGACGGGUCUGACCUGCUAGAUGCGGUAUGCCGCGCAAUUGAAGCUCGAUCGAAAUGGGUGAUGGUCGUCGACAACGCUGACGACCUGAGGCUGUUCGGAGUGGGCCAACAAGCAAACGAUGAAGAGAUGAACGAUACUCUAUACAAAUAUGUCCCUCAUGGAUCGCAGGGGACGGUACUAUGGACGAGUCGAGACGCGCAUAUUGUCAGCACGCUUGUUGGAUCGCCUCGCGGUAUUGCAGUGCGCUCUAUGACGAUGGAUGAGGCGACGACGCUUCUCGCGAGGACAAGGGGUGAUUCGUCGACGGUGGAGAGGGAGGCAGAAGUAGACGCUUUGUUGGAAGAGCUGCAAUGCCUGCCGUUGGCAAUCUCGCAAGCUGGCGCCUAUAUGCGGCGGCAAGGCAAGACCCGAUGGGAUAUGCUAAAGGUUAGCGACGCUGACCGACAUCGACGGCCGGAGGUGUCGAACAGUGUGCUCGAGACGUCGAGGAUCUCGACGAAGCGGAUCCGAGCAGAAAGCGAGAUGUCGUACCAGAUGUUGCAUGUGGUUGCACAUGUUGACAGUCAGGAUAUACCGUACGAGCUGAUAGCGGCAGUUGCUGAUCGAUGCGACAAUGACAAGGCGGACUCAGUGAAACAGGUCACGGAGAUUGAGGUUCUAGAAGCCAUCAUGCGACUGAAAGAGUUUUCUUUCCUUAGCCUGCGUCAGACAGAGCAAGGCGAGCGAAGGUAUGAGAUGCACAAGCUCGUGCAAGAGGCCUUGCGAUAUGGGCUGAGAGUACGUGGCACAAUGGAGACAAUCCCGGGCGAGGCGCUGAGUAUCGAGAACGAGUCGGAAAACAGUGAAGCAUACUAUCCUGGCACAACUCUGCAGAUUGUAGAUGGCCUAUUCCCACCAUCAGAACCGAGUUCAUGGGCACGAUGCGAGCAGUACAUGAAACAUGCUAUACGAAUGGGGGAGUGGGCGGAGGUGAGCAGGAUGGAGGUUAAGGCAGCGACUCUGCUUCAGAGAGUAUCGUAUUUUCUGUACGAUCGAGGGCGGUGGAGAGAGAGGGAACCAGUGGAUAGUCGUGCAUGGGUUCUCCGACGGAAGGUGCUUGGGGAGAAGCAUCCCGAUACGAUCAGGAGCCUGGCGGACCUCGCGACGACGUACCGUCAGCGGGGCCGAUAUGAUGAGGCCGAGAGAUUUAAGGAUGAAGUACUGGAUCUCCGACGAGAGUUGCUUGGGGAGAAGCAUCCGGAUACGAUCAGGAGCAUGGCGGAGCUCGCGACGACGUACCAUGCUCAGGGCCGAUAUGAUGAAGCUCUUCAGCUUCAUCAAACCGCCUUGGACCUUCGCCACCAUGUGCUUGGAGAAAACCAUCCGGAUACGAUGCAGAGCGUGGCAUACCUCGCCUCCAUACGCGAGGCGUUGCAACAGUUACCGUCGCUUGUAUAGCCAGUCCAGUCUUUGGCGGUCACGCAAGUUUACGAAUCGGAGGGAGAAGGAAAGCUGCACGGGAAGCUCGGGCGCUUUUGCAAAUGGAGAUCCCACAAGAGUAAGGGCUUUGAUUGACUUCUGUUUCUAUUCAAGGGUCUACAUCUGCCGUGGCGUAUACCGAACUAGCUGCCAUAGUAAUCAACAAGUAUUUUGUGUGUUC
Molecule: messenger RNA, 1846 nt
Organism: Fusarium oxysporum Fo47
Lineage: Eukaryota; Fungi; Ascomycota; Sordariomycetes; Hypocreales; Nectriaceae
Product: Tetratricopeptide repeat-domain-containing protein
Exons: 3
Coding region: 1-1644 (547 amino acids)
Biological process (GO): microtubule-based movement
Cellular component (GO): membrane-bounded organelle; kinesin complex; cytoplasm
Molecular function (GO): kinesin binding
Source: RefSeq, a predicted model, not a curated record